AUGGACUGCAACCCUCCCUCGCUGCUUCCUAUCGUACCUUGUCUUCGGUGUACCCUUGAGAAUCUCAGCGCAAAGAAGAUACUCAUCGAUUCGCUUCAUCCCGAAGACCGACACUUGUCCCUAAUCAAGCACCGCAGUCUUUCCGCUCGCAUUGCGGUGACACUGCAGCGACUGGGGAUCGAACCCAAGGGUCGAAGUUCAUACAGAUCGGGGAGUUCGGCAACUUACUCAGCUGUGCUAAUGGGCACGAUCAUGUCAGGGUGUACUUUCGUGAUGGGUCAGCCCGGCUACGGUCCGAGACGAAUCGUUGACCGCAACCUCAAUGGCGAUAAAUGGGUCUACGUACCCAGCCGCAGUAUUGGAUACUACCAGAAUCCUGAUACUACAAGCGAGUAUACGAAUCAUGGGGUUGGGUUUUGA
This is a messenger RNA of Penicillium atrosanguineum, 420 nucleotides long. RefSeq lists its product as uncharacterized. The transcript has a single exon. The record is from RefSeq and is a predicted model, not a curated record. The coding region runs from base 1 to 420 and encodes 139 amino acids. NCBI's taxonomy places the organism in Eukaryota, Fungi, Ascomycota, Eurotiomycetes, Eurotiales, Aspergillaceae.